UGUGACUUUUGUAGUUUCACUUUCGAUUUUACAUGCUUGUACAACAUGUACAACACCAAUUGGAAAAGCGGUUUCACACAUUCUUCACAACAGUAAUCCUAAAUUAUAAUGGGCGAGAAUUCAUCGAAGAUAUACAUAUGGACGGAGGGAGGAGGAAAUGUAGGACAUGGAUCGAUGACCUUAAGCGAUGGAACCCAUAUCAGCUGGUGGCCAAAGGAAGAGAAAGCGAAAUCUGCCAACCAGAGAUGGACAUCCGUGGAAGCUGAACCAGCAACUUCGUAUGAAGAGGACGAGGAAUGGGAAGGAAAACCAGCUGAUUUCAUAUACGAAAUUCCUUCCGGAAAACUUGACGAGGCAGCUAUUAGAACCUGGUGGAAUGAGUUCAAAACAACCAACAACUAUCAUAUUGCUUUUAAGAAUUGUUGCAGUGCCGUCUAUAGCGCCUUGAAGAAAGGUGGAGCUGAAAAGAUAGCAUGGUUCCCAAUGUCACUUAUUUCAACACCAGCAAACCUGAAGGAUUAUGCUGAGAAACUACAGAAAGCAACAAGAUAACAUUAUAAACAAGUGACAAAGAACAUUACAUGCUGAUUUUUUAUAUUACUAAAAGUCAGCAUAUGAUAUAAUUUUAUCACACACGUGUUUGUUGUAAUCUUGCAUAAAUUCCCUUUAAAGUAUUUCAAAAAUUGCUAGCGUAAUUAAGAAAAUGACAUGAUUAGUAUCAUUCAAAUA
Messenger RNA from Mytilus trossulus (common blue mussel), 729 nucleotides. Its product is annotated as multifunctional-autoprocessing repeats-in-toxin-like. The transcript is spliced from 3 exons. The record is from RefSeq and is a predicted model, not a curated record. Lineage: Eukaryota; Metazoa; Mollusca; Bivalvia; Mytilida; Mytilidae. The coding region runs from base 109 to 552 and encodes 147 amino acids.